Messenger RNA from Kalmanozyma brasiliensis GHG001, 1041 nucleotides. RefSeq names its product Ribosomal protein S15. Bases 1 to 1041 code for a protein of 346 amino acids. Gene Ontology annotation, cellular component: ribosome. Gene Ontology annotation, molecular function: structural constituent of ribosome. The transcript has a single exon. NCBI's taxonomy places the organism in Eukaryota, Fungi, Basidiomycota, Ustilaginomycetes, Ustilaginales. The record is from RefSeq and is a predicted model, not a curated record. Gene Ontology annotation, biological process: translation.
AUGACGGCAAGUCUCACAGCUUCUUGCUCGAGAUCCGUCUCGGCGGCGCUCAACCUCUCCUCGCUCUCGGCCGCCCUCCCAUCGACCUCGUACGGCCUCUCGCAUCUUCAAAGUCUUGGUCAAAUCCAACACCAGCAGCGUUCCGGCUUUGCAACCUCGUCCAUCCUCUCUGAAUCGCGCAAGAAGCGCACCGCUCGCUUGAAACGCAAGACCAAUCUCGAGCAGCGCUUCCUCAAAGUACGAAUGCUCGAAUCGUCCAAGCCCGACGUCGUGCUCGGUCACCAGACCACCCCAACAGGCAGCAAAGUGUGGGAGGACAGCGAGCUGGCCAAGAUCGUGCUCAACAAGGAAGCCGUUUGGGGUGUCAAGGAGGACCGUCGGGGCAAUCUUGUGUCAAUUUCUGCGCAGGAGCAGGCGGCGGCGGCGACCAAUGCCUUCGAUACAGCAGCAGCCAAGGAGGCGACCAAAAAUGGCGGGCCGCUUCGACUCAACUUUGGUCUCGAUGGAAAGGACAGGCAGCUGCUCUUCCAGGAUCUGCCACAGGUGAUGGUCAAGGAUCGCAUUCUGGAUUCGUGGAAUUUGGGAUCGCUCAUUCGCGGCACCGCAACCCAGGCCGACGUAUCCGCGUUCGAGGACGAGUACUCCAAGGUGCAAUCGGAGGAAUCGACCAACAAAGAGGGUCUCGCUAGGAUCCUCGAUCUCAGGAACGCAAGCGGAAAAGGCAUUCAGGUGGAGAACAUCCGUCGCAUCAUUGCGCACUUUGGUGGUCGCACCCAGGACACGGGCUCGCCCGAGGUCCAGGCCGCCGUCCUGACCUACCGCAUCCGAAAUCUGCACGAGCAUCUCGCUGCCAACCGCCACGACAACUCCAACCGAAGAUCCAUGUCCCUCCUCACACACCAGAGGGCCAAAAUUCUCAAGUACCUCAAGAGGAAGAGCCCGCAGAGGUAUCACACCAUCUUGCCCAGGAUCGGCAUCGAGGCGAGAGCAGUCGAGGGAGAGAUCGUCGUUCCGGGCAAGCCAAAGAUUGCUCGUGCCUAG